ACCAGACGUUAAGUGGGUGGAAUAAACUGCUUAGCGAUAAGUUCAGUGCAUUGGUUGACCCACGUCUUCUUCUGAGUAAACUGACAGCCAAGGAAAAGUCUCUAGAUUCAGUUCCACAUGGCUGUACCUGUAAAUGGAACACCAAAGUCACGUGUAGAAGUUUAAAUCUAACAGAGAUCCCAAAACAUAUCUCCAGAGAGACAACUUCUCUGUACUUGGCAGUAAACGAGAUAGAGCAUAUUAAUCACGAACGACUGGCAAUGUUUGACAGACUCCGGGUCCUGAGUCUUCAAGAUAAUCGCUUGUCCAACCUGACGUACAAUGCGUUUACAUCGCUGGAUGGACUCAGAAAACUAUACCUAGGCAACAACCGAAUAAAUACAAUUCAUAUUGCGGCAUUCAGGGAUUUAGAAAAUCUUGAAUGGAUAUCAUUAGCAGGAAAUCCAUUGGAAACGCUCUCGGUAGAUAUCUUUACAGAUGUGAUAGAAUUAAUAAACCUGGACUUAACAGGGAUUGAGAUAGCGAAUAUAGAUGAGCGCAUGUUUCGUCAUUUACAUAAAUUACAUCAUAUUUUUGUAAAGUACCAAGCGUAUUGCUGCCAUGUUCCUCAUUUCUACUAUUGUCACGUUGACGGUGAAGACACACCCUUAAAUAAAGAACAAGUGAACACACUAUGUAGUAAUGCUAACGACUAUUAA
Molecule: messenger RNA, 698 nt
Organism: Saccoglossus kowalevskii
Lineage: Eukaryota; Metazoa; Hemichordata; Enteropneusta; Harrimaniidae
Product: relaxin receptor 1-like
Source: RefSeq, a predicted model, not a curated record